AUGAACUCUCUUUUCAUAUUCACCGUCGUUAUUUUCCUCAUAUGCAUAAACCCCACCGGAGCAGCCACGUGUCAUCCAGACGACGAGGCGGGUCUUCUAGCUUUCAAAGCGGGUAUAACCCGAGACCCGUCCGGUAUUCUCAGCACAUGGAAGAAAGGCACUGCUUGCUGCUCUUGGAGCGGUAUCACUUGCCUCACCGGUGACCGCGUCACCGCACUCAAUGUCGCCGGACAGUCCGAUAACGCCGGAAGCUUCCUAACCGGCACUCUCUCGCCGUCGCUAUCCAAACUCCAACACCUCGGCGCGAUUUACUUCAACAAUCUCAAAAACAUCACCGGACCUUUCCCACAGUUUAUUUUCCAAUUACCACUGCUAAAAUACGUUUACAUCACUAAUAACCGUCUCUCCGGUCCUUUGCCGGUUAAUAUCGGUUCGAUAAGCCAGUUAGAAACGUUGGGUCUCGAUGGAAACCGGUUUACCGGUCCAAUCCCAAAUUCAAUAUCGAAUUGCACUCAGUUAUUUCAGCUCAAUCUCCGCGAUAAUCUCUUAACCGGAACUAUCCCACUAGGGAUGGCUAAUCUCAAGCUCUUGUCGUCUCUGGAUCUCAGCGGUAACCGUCUCUCCGGAACCAUCCCGGAUAUUUUCAAAUCCAUGACGGAGCUCCGAUUUCUCACUCUCUCCAAUAACCAAUUGUCCGGAAAUAUUCCUCCGUCGAUUACAUCGCUCGCACCGAUUCUCAGGUUCCUGGAAUUGGGCAACAACAAUCUCUCCGGGACGAUCCCAAGCUUUCUGUCGUUAUUCAAAGCGCUCGAUAGAUUGGAUCUCUCCCGGAAUCGAUUCUCCGGCGUCGUGCCCAAGAGUUUCGCGAAUCUCACCAAAAUUUUCAAUCUCGAUCUCUCACACAAUCUCCUAACGGAUCCGUUCCCUGUUCUGAUCUGUCGUACAAUCAAUUUAACCUGA
This is a messenger RNA of Microthlaspi erraticum, 960 nucleotides long. NCBI's taxonomy places the organism in Eukaryota, Viridiplantae, Streptophyta, Magnoliopsida, Brassicales, Brassicaceae. The record is from the annotation of a GenBank genome assembly.